This is a messenger RNA of Pectinophora gossypiella (pink bollworm), 1692 nucleotides long. Its product is annotated as RNA-binding protein Musashi homolog Rbp6-like. Bases 60 to 1148 code for a protein of 362 amino acids. The record is from RefSeq and is a predicted model, not a curated record. The transcript has 4 exons. Gene Ontology annotation, molecular function: RNA binding. Gene Ontology annotation, cellular component: cytoplasm. NCBI's taxonomy places the organism in Eukaryota, Metazoa, Arthropoda, Insecta, Lepidoptera, Gelechiidae.
CCGGCAGCCGCUCGAGACGCACGGGUGCACGAUGAACGCGCGGUGAAAACACAGUCGCGAUGCUGUUCGAGAGUCCCAACGCGAAAUUGUUCCCGGCCUUCAACAUCCCGCCGCCCGUCAGAAUCAGCGGCGCGCUGGGCGGAGUGGAGGUGUUGGAAGGCGGGCUGGUGGGCGGCGAGCUGACGGCCCACGUGCUGUCGGCGCAGGCCGCCGCGCACCACCACCAGCAGCAACAGCAACAAAUUGCUCAACAACAAAUCAAAACGUCACCCUCUUCGGGGCGCUCCACCCCGGUCCCCCAGGCCUCCAACCCUGGGACGACAUCGCCGUCUCCGAGCAAGCUGUUCGUCGGGGGCCUGAGCUGGCAGACGAGCUCGGAGAAGCUCCGGGAGUACUUCGCAAUGUUCGGAGCGGUUACCGACGUGUUGAUCAUGAAGGACCCAGUAACACAGAGAUCGCGCGGCUUUGGCUUCAUCACGUUCCAGGACGCGUCGUCAGUGGACAAGGUGCUCGCGGUCCCCGUUCACACUCUCGACGGCAAGCGCAUCGACCCGAAACACGCCACGCCGAAGUCAGCCCCCCGACCGGCCAAGACCAAGAAGAUCUUCGUCGGAGGCGUCGGCCAAGACACUUCAGCUGAAGAGGUCAGAGCUUACUUCUCACAGUUCGGCCUAGUCGAAGACGCUGUCAUGCUCAUGGACCAGCAAACCAAACGCCACAGGGGCUUCGGCUUCGUCACCUUCCAUUCCGAGGAGGCUGUCGAACGGGUCUGCGAGAUACACUUCCACACGAUAAAGAAUAAGAAGGUUGAGUGUAAACGCGCGCAGCCGAAAGAGGCUGUCGCGGCCGCGCCCCUGGCGUUAGGCAAGAGACUUGUCUUGCGCCCGGGCAGAGGUCUCGUGUAUGCCACAGCAGGGGGCGUGGGCGCCGUGCCCACGGUGGGGGCGGCGCACGCGUACAGAUACGCGCCGUACGCACUGCCGGCGGCGGCCACGGCAGCCACGGCGGCGCUGGUGGCGCCCCCCGCGCCCGCGCCGGCGCCCGCGCUGCCGCAGUUCGGCGCGGCCUACUCCCUCGCCGGCGUCGACAUGUCUUCGUUUCAGGGCGUCGACUGGGGCGCCAUGUACGGCCUCCCCAUGUACAUCUAAACGGUAAAGAGCAAUACGAAUUAAAAAGUAAAAAACCCCACCCGCCUACAAGGUUAGGUUGUCGCGAAAGCUUUUUUUCUUGAGCGCUUCGGGCGCGAUCAAUCGCGAAUUGCACAUGCCAAGCUCGGAUUGGGCGUGUGGUUCUAAUUAAUACAAGAGAUACAAAAUAUAUUGAAAAGCGCAGAGUUAUCUUCAAAUUAAUUAUUAUGACCAAAGAACAUUUUCCCAGUAGAAUGAGCAACAAAUUCAACUUCACUCCCAUGUUCAUCUAUUUUUAUAUCCUCAAUGCCAAUGGGUGGUUCCCAUACUGAUUGUUGGGACCAUCCGUAAAUUUUCAUAUAAUUUCUCCAAUACUGAUGUCAAGGAGGCAACAAUCUGAUGGAGAGUCUUGCUUCCUAUAGAUCCCGUUCUUUUCUUCUCUAUAUGUUCAAAGAAAUCGGCUCUAAAAGUAUGCUUCCGUUUGCCACUGAAACAUGGGGUUGUGGUCACUUGAGUAUACACUCCUGUGCACGCCACCACACGCCAUCUUUGCGUAAUAGUUCAU